This is a messenger RNA of Labeo rohita (rohu), 685 nucleotides long. RefSeq lists its product as uncharacterized. The record is from RefSeq and is a predicted model, not a curated record. The transcript is spliced from 3 exons. NCBI's taxonomy places the organism in Eukaryota, Metazoa, Chordata, Actinopteri, Cypriniformes, Cyprinidae. Bases 40 to 315 code for a protein of 91 amino acids.
AGAAAGAAACGUCCUUCAGCAGUUAUCUCUUGGUAAGAAAUGACGCUGGUUUGCGCUGUUUGUAUCCUGUUGCUUCUUACCCAUGGAAUGGCAUUGAAGUGUAACCUGUGUGUUUCCAAAGGGAACAGGAUCCCCUGCACUCCAUCAGUACAGACGUGUGUUUCCCACAUGAUGGCCUGUGGAAACAUCACAUUCAGAGCUGGUUUAAUGGCUCCUCCUUCUAUCCGUUCCUGUAUAAGCUUGUCGGCCUGCUGGAGCUAUAUUCAAGCUCCAGAAGUGAUAGCUGUGUGCUGCAAGACGGACCUCUGUAACUGAGCCAACAAACCUGUAAUCAUAAACACUGAAGACUUAUCAGCUGAAUUCUGCUUUUCUGUAACCUUGGCAGUGAUUAUCUGAAAUUUGACUAAACGCUAAAAGGCUCAACAGUCAGAUGUAACAACUAAUUGUAACACAAAUGUACCAAACAGCAAUAAUAACUUUUUAAAAGUAACAAUAAAAGCAGUCAAGCAGUGGCUUUUGUGUUCCUAUGAAGUACAACCUGUACAGAAGUCACACAAAAUGAACAAACUGAGAGAUAAUGCUUUAAAAUGAGGUUUGUAGUUAAUAAUUAAUAAUAAGGGCCAUUUGAGAAUUGAAAAUUGAGAUCAGAUAAAAUACCUUAGUCAAUGACAGCAAUAAAAACUUU